CUCUGUUCGCACGUCCUAUCGUCAUUGGACGACUCUUGUUUCCUGUCCUGCUGUUUACUAUCCACGAGUGAUAAAUGAUUCGAGCUACGACGAUAUAUGAAUACUUGAAUUUUUUAAAAUUUCCUCUGCGAAAGGGGAUAAAUUUCUAGCAUUAAAAAUAGAUUGAUUUUGUGCGACCGACCAAAUUAUUCACUGUUUCCACAUCAAUCAGGAAGGAGAGAGAAAGAGAGAGAGAGAGAGAGAGAGAGAGAGAGAGAAGAAGAGAAAUGGGAACCGGAACUAAAAAAGCGACUUCACGCGGGAUCAUUAGCGUAUCAGCUGAUCGCCAUUUAAUUCGAAUAAAUUGAGGGGGAGUUGAGUCAAACCUUGCAUGAGGAUACAUCCAAGACGAGGAAUGAAAGUACGAAGUGACAGUGCGAGAUUUAAAGUGGCAGUCAGCAUUUUAUAUAGUCUUCCGAUAUCGCCAUUGGAUUAUGCUACCUCUCAAUUAUCUCAGCAGACUCCCUUUUAAUAUGUGAGAUGUUGCCGAUUAUCUGCUGCUGAUGAUAAGAUCGACUUAGUCCGGCAGUUGAAGAAAGUCGUUUUUUCUCUGUCACGCUCGUUCCGGCAUCAAGUCGACUUAUCGGUAAUUGUACGUCACUGAUAUCGUCAUCGAUGACACGUCCACACGUGUACAAAUAUGUCUACGCGGUGUAAUUAGUGUUGAUUCUUCUCACCGUCUUGGAGGAUUCGUUGUGACUAUCACUGCCUCUUUUGCUGGGAUUAGAAUUAUUUAACUAAGAAGUAUUUCAUUCAUGCAAUCAUGUUGAAGGCUGUUAUUUUAAUCGGAGGACCUUUAAAAGGAACUAGAUUUAGACCUUUAUCCUUGGAUAUCCCAAAACCACUGUUUCCAGUAGCUGGAUUACCCAUGAUUCAACAUCACAUUGAAGCUUGUACCAAAGUGCCUGGUCUUAAUGAAGUGCUAAUAAUUGGAGCAUAUCCCAAAAAUGACCUAACUCAAUUCGUACAGGAGAUGUCAAAUAUCUAUGGCAUAAUUAUUAGAUAUCUGCAGGAAUUCACACCCCUUGGAACUGCAGGGGGCAUGUAUCACUUUCGUGAUCAGAUACGAUCGGGCAGCCCAACAUACUUUUUUGUCAUGAACGGAGAUGUCUGUGCCGAUUUUCCUCUGCAAGAGAUGGUGGAGUUUCACAGUAGCAAACAGGCACUACUUACAAUCAUGGCAACAGAAGCAACUCGACAACAAUCAUUAAACUAUGGAUGCAUGGUAUUGGGGAAAGAGGGUCAGGUGGCACAUUAUGUGGAGAAGCCGUCUACAUUUGUAUCGACUCUUAUUAACUGUGGAAUAUAUCUUGCAUCUCCAGAAAUUUUUCAAACGAUGGCAGACGUCUUUCAUGCUAAUCAGCAGCAGGAUCAUAUAAUGCAACUAUGCUAUAAUGGUAGAGAUCCGGCGCAUAUUGCGUUUGAGCAAGACAUAUUGACGCGUUUGGCAGGAUCCGGCCGCUUAUUCGCUCUGCCUGUACUCAGAUGGUGGUCGCAAGUGAAAACCGCGGGCUCCGCGAUAUACGCCAAUCGACAUUACUUGGCUCUUUACAAGCAAAAGCAACCAAAUCGCCUUGCUUCUACAAGCAAUAAUUUCUGUAACAUUAUAGGAGAUGUCUAUAUUCAUCCAUCGGCUACUGUACAUCCAACUUCAGUGCUAGGUCCAAAUGUGAGUAUAGGCCCAAAUACAAUCAUCGGGCCUGGUGUGAGAAUCAGGGAAUCAAUCGUAUUGGCUAAUGCACACAUACAAGCUCAUUCUCUUAUUCUACAAAGCAUCAUUGGAACAGGAACCAGCGUAGGCGAAUGGGCACGUGUCGAGGGAACCCCUUGCGAUCCCAAUCCUAAUAAGCCAUUUGCAAAAAUGGAAAAUUUGCCACUGUUCAACGUUAAUGGCAAGCUCAAUCCGUCCAUCACGAUACUUGGCACUAGUGUGAGCUUAGCUGCAGAGAAAAUUCUUCUGAACUCGAUUGUUUUACCACAUAAGGAACUUACGCGAAAUUACAAGAACGAAAUUAUUCUUUAAUUAGUUAAUAUUUAUUGCGAGACUAUAUAUUAAUGGUUCAUUAUGAAAGACUUGCACAAAUGAUAAAAUGUUAAGUAUAUACAACGUAAUUUUUGAAAAUUUUUGUUGAAUUAUGAUCAUAAAGCUUUUAAUAAUUUUGUAAUAUAUAAUAUAAAAUUUUUAUAUACCUUGUAUAUUGUGAUUAUAAUUAUGUACAGGAGCAAUGUCAAUGCACAAAAUUUUUACAAUAUACAGACUUGUACAUAUCAUGUUCAUUUGUAUAUGAAAGACAACAUACACACACACA
This is a messenger RNA of Pogonomyrmex barbatus (red harvester ant), 2348 nucleotides long. It is a transcript of the gene Gmppa, whose product is annotated as GDP-mannose pyrophosphorylase A. The record is from RefSeq and is a predicted model, not a curated record. NCBI's taxonomy places the organism in Eukaryota, Metazoa, Arthropoda, Insecta, Hymenoptera, Formicidae. Gene Ontology annotation, biological process: biosynthetic process.